CCCCCCCCCAAACCUCGUCCAACCAAGCCAAGCACCAAACAGCAAGAAGCCACCCGCCGAUCGCGCAGCCCAAAGAUGGGGAAAACUCUGGCUUUGCCCCGGAGAGCCCCCGGAUUGCCCCUCUUGACAGCGACGACGCUGGUGGCCGCCUCGGCGGCGCUGGGCUUUUGGGGGGCAGAAGCCAAGGUAUACUAUUCUUGCGGCGCACAAUUCAAAUCCAUGGAACGAGGUCUUAUUUUAUCACCUGGUUUCCCCAACAACUAUUCAUCAGGCAUCCAUUGCAUUUGGGAAUUCUUUAUCCCCGCUAGAACGUACUUAAUGUUGGAAAUCUUUGACUUUGAUGUGUUUGAAAGCAUGAGUGCGAAUCCUGAUGCCUGGGACGGGUUUCUUUCCCUUCCUGAAAAUAACAACAAAGAAUUUCUCCCCAGUGAGGAAAACAUUGACUUUCCUACCCUAUUUCCUACAGUCAGUUCUGCUCUCCAAGAGUCUAACUCAACUGGUUUUUAUAACCUUCACGAUGGACUUCCAGAGGCUGCUUCUCAAAAACUUGAAGCGAAACCAUUCCAGCAGAUAAAAGAAGCCAAAGAGUUGGGCAGCGCUAAACCAAGUAAAUUCUUGGCACCCACCAACGACACCCUACCGAGAGAAACAGGUGGCGGAGUGCAAGAGGAACACAAAAACCCAAAGGAUAAAACACUGUUUUCUCACCUCACCGAUAAAGGUGAGAGGGACAAUUCUGAGGGCUAUAAUCAACAUCCAGGAGAGGACGUGGCGAUUCCGACCACGGUGUCGCCAACGGACUCCUCUUCCACCUCAGGGCCCUCGGCUGAAAUUUGCCCUCACGACGUGUUGUACGUCUCGGACCUCUUUGCUUUUUCUUCCCGUUUCUGUGGGACGAAAUCGCCGCUGAACAAGAACAUGUCCUUCGGGUCUUCCCUCAAGAUGGUCGAGGUCAUUGUGGAGUUGAUCACAACCACGGACCGGGGGCGGGGCUUUGCGAUGCUUUUCGAGUACAAGAACGAUACCGAGCCGGUGGACGUGAGUGACUCAAAAGAGGGGAAAGAGAAUAUUAUGAUGCUGGUCAUCAUAACGGGAAUACUCUUCUUUGCUCUGGUCCUCUUGUCCUCACUCUGUAUAGCUUGCAGCUACGGGAAGAACGGGAUCCAGAAUGCGGCCGCUGAUCUCAACGAGCUCCAUGUGGUGAUCCCAAGUCAAGAGAACGAAAAUAACAACCACUCUGUUGGUGGAAAUGGAGCAGGAGAAGAGACAGCCUGUGUAGCCUUGGGCUACACCAACCCCCUCCAGGAAGGAGGGAAGGAUAAAAACCUAAGGAGAAGCAUCACAAAUCCUGGAUCCGUGUGCGAUUGGCUGGGAGCCGAUCAGGCAGAACCAGAUCUCAGCCCCACGGAGAGGGGGCUGGUGCCGACGGAAAGCUGUGGGGCAGCUCAGCGGACAUGGAGCGCGCACGCUUUCCACGACUUGCUGGCUCCGUUACCUCAGCUGCAAAAAAAAUGGUGCAGCUGGUCUACGAACAGUCCUUUCACCAAGCUGGUGAAUAACGGCGGUUUUUCUACAUCAGUAAGAAAUCAGUCAGCAAUUAACCGGAAAGUAACCUCAGCUGCAGAAAUAGAUGGCAUCUCCGAACAAACUUAUUCGGAUUCGUCGGGCAGCGCGGCCUCUUAUCCACUGACCCAUUCUGCUCAGAAAGAGCGCAAGCUGAGCAGCGGCUGCAACUUGAAGAAAUCCCGAUUCGGCAACCCUUACUUGGGCUUCUUGAUGAGUUCCCCGGACUGCCAUCGCCAAAGGCUACCUGCUCACCCAAGGCAGGCUGGCGGAAGAUCGCCACUCAAGAGCCCAAGCCAGAGAAUAAAAAACAUACCCGAAGGGCCUUUCCCGUUCAAAAGCAAUGCCGUCAACGGCUCCACUUCCAAGGAGCUUGCACUGGAAAUGGACCACCCAAAACCUGCUUUUGUUAUUUCCGAAGAAGGGGACGACCAGCAGCCUUUGGUUUUAUCCGAGCACAUGAACCAAUGUACGGAUGCUUUAUCCGAGCCGGAGGGUGUUAUCCAUAACCUAGGGAUGACUGUAGCAGAUGAGCAGCCAGUGGCCAUCCCUCUUCACGAAGGAGGCUUGUUUGACUCUAGUGGCAUCAGGACAGACCUUGAUCUGUGGAGGGAGUGCCCCAGUUCGUACAAAGAUGCCUUGAAAAGUUCAAGCACCAGUGAGGAUCAAAGUUACGUGCCUGUUCCAGACGCUGGCGGCGUUACUGCCCACGGGCAUCAGAAUUUCGAUUCCUUAGCUACGCACAGGUUGUGUCCAACCUCAGUCCAGUAAUUCUUCCAAAUAUAGUCGUCCAACUGACGUGAAACUUUCAGGUUUGCUGUGUCGGAAGCAAUAAAGACGAACGCCCCUGUGAUAAGGGGUUGAAGCUGUCCAGCACAGACAAGAAGAGAGGGUGUCAUCCUGCGUGAAGCUGUGCCCUGUUGCACUGAUGCCAUUCUUCCUAAGUUGCAUCUCAUGACUGCGGCAACAGCCGUUGUACCCAGAGAUUUGCGUUGGCUGCUUUACAGAUGCUGCCCGACCAAAUCCUCUGAAAAAAGAAGUGGGGCUUUCUUAAUAUGUGUGUGUCUGUGUGAUUUUUUUUUUGUUCGUUUGUUUUUAAUAGGGUGGUACUGUUCAGUUCCAAAACCCUACUAGGAAGCCAAUAGUCACAUUUCCAGUAAAAAGGAGAUUAUAUCCAUUUUGGGUAUAAAUAUCUUGGGCGGGAGGAUCGACCAAAUUCUAGCUAGAGUUGGGGACCAUCGCACAAUUCCUUACCGAAGUUUGAUCAUGGCUAGGGGAGGAAGGGGCAAUGGCCAGAAUAGACAAGCAAUGGGAUCAACAGGAAGAAAUACAGAGAGGUCAACAAUAAACUACCGAAGCACAAAAGGAUCGUUGCUUUUAGAUGGGAGCAAUGAAAUACUUCACAAGGGGGAUAUACAGUUUCGUGUCAUCUGCAGAGAUCUAUUUUCUUUACAUGUUCUUUGCUAUUUUCUUUGCCACUGGAUGUCGAAUGGAUCUCCUCGACACACAACAGCACUGAACGAUAACAGUACUGCAGAGUUCUUGCAACACCAACAGCCACGAUUCGUUGGGAAAUACGAAUACUGUAGUUGCUUUAGGGAGGCACACACAAGAGUCACAUAGAUUAUAAGAAAACAGAACUUACCCACCUGAAUGGCUGUUAAAAAGUCCAGAUUCAUAGUGGAGCCAGCCAAUGUUUGCCCAACCUGUGUCUCUUUUUGCUACAGCAAUAAAAAGUUGCAAAGGGUCUCUCCUAUCUUCUGUGACACAGCCACAUACCUGGCUGAUUAAUAGAGAGAUGGUUUGGCAGUUUGUGCUGGUUCGUCUAUCCAGCCACAUAUGUGUUCAGCGCUUCAAACCCGUCCCUCCUCCAGCAGCUACCCAGAGACAGGACCUGGAGGAGGUGGGGCAGGGAAACCAGGCCUCUACCUCUGAGUGGGCGCCCAACAGGGGAGGCAGGGCUUUCAAGCACCAAAUACCCGUUUGAUCGAACUGCUGAGCCGGUGGUUCAUGCCCAUCUCUAUUAGUUAACUAUUACCAUUGUCAUGAAGCAUGGAAACACACAACAUAAGAAUCGGGUCCUGUGGGAAAUUCUUGUUGGCACAUAUUCACACACUUUUGCUGUUACUUUUAUCUUGCAAAAAACAAAACAAAACACAGCAUCUACCUGGAAAAUGUGAUCUGUAGGUAAAUCAAGAACAAAUCCUUAGAGCUGAGUUGACUUAGGUCUAAGUUUGGUACCGCUUCUGUCAAAAAAUGCAUAUAUGCGCACAUAUUCUUGCAUCCGGAAAAAUAAAUCAUCAGAAAUGUUGUGUGUCUUUUGCUUGUCUUCCCAUGGUGUUAGAAGCCCAAGUCCACGACUGCCCUUUGAGUUACUGUGUGCAUUAUUGUACUUACGCCUCUCUGUGUUCUGUGGCACUAAUUUUAUUCUGCGAUGUUGGCACCCUUAACACUUGAGCAUGGUGGGUGGGAUCUUUUGAGGUUAUUUGGGUGUCCUGCAUUAGAAAGCUCCUCAAAAAAAUACUCCUGCUUCCUAAGGUUUUAUGAGAUGUUUCAGCUCACCCCGUGUAUUUGUGCACUUAAGAGCCAUAGGUGACAAGCAAAUAAGAUGCAUGCAAGCACAUGAAAUUCCAGACAGCCGCAUGAGCAGAUUGUCAGAAAUGGGCUGUUUCUCCAUUGCUUCCAGGCGCAGAAGCUUGGGUGAGCUGUCACAGAAGGUGUGCACCUAUCACAGAAGGUAACAGUGCUGAAAAGGGGGCUUAUUUCCAAAGAAGGGUCCCGAUCCUAGAUAGUGCGUGCAUAUGCCAUUCAUAUUUCCACCCCAGAAGUAUUUUUUUUAGCAUGCAAUGAAUAUUCUAUUUUGGCUGUGCUGCACGUUUAAGAUCUAACUUUUCAGUCCUUGCUGAAAGGUGCUCAGUGAUGCU
Molecule: messenger RNA, 4487 nt
Organism: Pogona vitticeps (central bearded dragon)
Lineage: Eukaryota; Metazoa; Chordata; Lepidosauria; Squamata; Agamidae
Source: RefSeq, a predicted model, not a curated record